Rhododendron vialii is the source of this 5478-nucleotide messenger RNA. Its product is annotated as putative disease resistance RPP13-like protein 1. NCBI's taxonomy places the organism in Eukaryota, Viridiplantae, Streptophyta, Magnoliopsida, Ericales, Ericaceae. Gene Ontology annotation, molecular function: ADP binding. The coding region runs from base 158 to 4585 and encodes 1475 amino acids. The record is from RefSeq and is a predicted model, not a curated record. Gene Ontology annotation, biological process: defense response to other organism. The transcript is spliced from 3 exons.
AGUCAAUUUGGAGACCACGUCCAGCCUAGACUUCUGGAUUAACAAAACUCGUUUUGUGACUUUUCUCAUUUUAAGAUCAACCACACUUAGCAUCCCUUGGUUUGGCUUUUUCUGUUUCGUUAUCUCUGAUACACAACUUUCUCCCACAGAGGAAACAAUGGUUAUUGGGCAAAUCUUUCUCACCGCUUUCAUCCAAGUGUUGUUCGAGAAGUUGGCUUCCCGCGAUCUAUGGAACUUCGGGAGGAGAGAACGGAUUCAUACUCUGCUAACGAAAUGGAAGAAAAUGCUGGAACAAAUCGAGGCGGUGCUUGCGGAUGCCGAGCACAAGCAAAUGACGAAUCAAGAGGGUAUCAGAUUGUGGCUGGAGGAUCUCGAGGACUUGGCUUAUGAUCUUGAUGAUGUACUGGACGAGUUCGCAACUGAAGCUUUGCGCCGGAAGGUAACAGAAGAGCCUCGAGCUAGCAACAGCAAGGUACGUGCCCUCGUACCUACUUGUUGUACAAGUUUCAAUCCAAGAAAUCUUGCAUAUGGUUUUAGGGUGAGGUCUCAGAUAGAUGAGAUCACUACUAGGUUGCAAGAUCUUCUUGAACGUAGAAUGGGGCUUGGCUUGCAAAAUGCUGUUGUCGGGCCGUCUACCAAAGCUCCACAAAGGCCACACACUUCAUCUUUGAUUCAUGAACCUUGUCUGUAUGGUAGGGAUGGGGAUAAAAGAGCGUUGAUAGAGUUGCUCCUAAGCGAUCAAUCGAGCAAUGGAAACGUUGGUGUAGUUCCAAUUGUGGGGAUGGGUGGGGUCGGUAAGACCACCCUUGCUCAGAUGGUCUACAAUGAUGAGACGGUGAAGAAGCAUUUUGAGAUAAAAGUGUGGGUUUGUGUUUCUGAAGUGUUUGAGAUUGAGGACGUGACGAAAAAAAUUCUCGAGUCUAUUACUUCUCGCACUUGCGAUUUUAAAGCCUUGAAUCAAGUCCAAGAGCAGUUGAAAGAAGCUUUGGUUGGGAGGAAGUUUUUGAUUGUCCUAGAUGACGUCUGGAACAAAAACUACGGUGAUUGGACAAGUUUAAAGAGUCCUUUUAAUGAUGGAGCCUUAGGAAGUAAAGUCAUAGUAACGACACGUAAUAGGGGUGUUGCAUUGAUGAUGGCCGGAACCGAUAAAUAUCAUUGCCUGAAGGAACUAUCAGAGGAUGAUUGUUGGUCGGUGUUUGUACAACAUGCAUUUGAGAAUAGAAGUAUCGACAAUAGUCCAAAUUUGGUUUCACUUGGUCGAAAAAUUGUGAAAAAAUGUGGAGGAUUGCCUUUGGCUGCGAGGACACUCGGUGGCCUUCUACGGUGUAAAUUGAGAGAUGAGGAAUGGGAAGAAGUAUUGAAUAGUAAGCUAUGGGAGUUAUUGGACGAGGAAAGUGACAUUCUUCCAGCUUUGAGAUUAAGCUACUAUCACCUCCCUUCGCAUUUGAAGAAGUGUUUUGGAUAUUGUUCUGUACUACCCAAGGAUUACAAAUUUGAGGAGAAGGAACUAGUUUUUUGGUGGAUGGCAGAAGGCUUAAUUCAGAAGCCAAGGGAACAAAAGCAAAUGGAAGAUCUUGGAUGUGAGUACUUUCGUGAAUUGUUAUCAAGGUCAUUUUUUCAACAAUCAAGCCAAGGCGAAGUCUCUCUAUUUGUUAUGCAUGACCUCAUAAACGAUUUGGCUCAAUUUAUCACAAGAAGAAUUUGUUAUAGGAUGGAGAAGAAGCUUGAAAACAACGAGGGGGUUAAAAAUAUCACUAAGGCUCGUCAUUCAUCCUAUACACGUGGCUAUCGAGAUGGUAUAAAAAAGUUUGAGAUCUUCCAAAAAGCCAAAAAUCUGCGGUCUUUUUUACCAUUUGGGUGGAGAGAUGGAGGUACAAACCAAUCAAUUUCCUUCUUGACCAGUUAUGUUCCCCUCGAUUUAUUGCCGCGUCUUAGACGUUUACGAGUUCUUAGUUUGAGAAGAUAUCGAAUUUGUGAAGUUUCGAGUUUGAUUGGAGAUUUGAAACAUGUGAGGUUCCUUGACCUUUCAUGUGCCUUGAUUGUCACAUUACCGGAAUCAAUAGGCACUCUCUAUAACCUACAAACACUAAUUUUGAGAGAUUGUAAAAAUCUAAGUAAGUUGCCUGCAAGUACGAGUAACCUUAUUAACUUGCGCCACCUCGAUGUUACUGGUGCAUAUUCCUUAAAAGAAAUGCCACCAAAAAUAGGUAAAUUGACAUGUCUCCAAACAUUAUCGAACUUCAUUGUUAGCCAAGGCGAUGGGUCUAUGACAAAGGAGUUGGGAAACUUGAUUCAUCUUAGAGGGACACUUUACAUAUUAGGGUUGGAGAAUGUGGUGGAUGCUUUGGAUGCCAUGAGGGCCAACUUGAAGGAUAAACAAGGCUUAGAUGUGCUGUUGAUGAAAUGGAGUAACAUCUCAAAUAAUUCUCGCAUUGAAAGUGUCGAAUCAGAAGUGCUUGAAAUGCUAAGACCUCACAAGAAGUUAAAAGAGCUUACCAUUAACGGCUACCGUGGUCUUACAUUUCCAACUUGGGUAGGAAAUUCUUUGUUCUCCAACAUGGUUUGCUUGAAGUUCCAACAUUGUGAAAAAUGUAUUUAUUUGCCUCCUUUGGGUCAAUUAACCUCACUUACAAAACUUCACAUACAAGGGAUGAAGGCAAUUAAGAACGUUGGACUUGAGUUCCAUGGGUUGGGCUGCACAAAUUCUUUCCCAGCUCUAGAGAUUUUGACCUUUGAGGACAUGCCCGAAUGGGAAGGUUGGUCACCUUUCAGAGUCAAGGAGGGAGCUCAAGCAUUUGCUCGCCUAUUAGAGCUCUCCAUUAAAAGGUGUCCCAAGCUUUUGCAAAAAUUGCCUAGCAAUCUUCCUUGCUUAAGAAAGCUGGAUAUUCAUGAAUGCCCGUUGUUGUUGGUUGGAUGGGUUCCAAGCCCUACAAAGCUGAAUGAUGUGAGGAACACACUUCACUUUGAUUCACUCAUAUCACUGUCUCUCACAAAUAUUUCACUUCUGAACUCCUUACGUAAUCCAAAAGUAGGUGAUGAAGUAGUGCUAGAAAAUGAAACGUAUAGCCAUUUGAGCUCACUUACUUCCCUGAGAAUCGAUAAUGUGCAAGGUCUCGAAAUCCUACCGAAUUGUUUUUUUCAUGGGCUGACGGGACUCCAAGAACUCUCUCUCUCUAGCUGUAAAGAACUCACAUCAUUGUGGAAGAAUGAAGUAGGACAACAACAAUACCAUCUUCCUGCGUUCCGACGUUUUCUAGUUAAACGGUGCACCCAACUUAUUUCCUUCUUUGAAGAAGAAGAAGUGGAGGAGGAAGGGCUACAGCUGCAUGAGGAGCUGCCUUACUUAAUGAUGUUGGAGUAUUUGAAAAUAGAAGGUUGUGGAAAGCUAGAGAAGCUGCCUCGGGGACUGCACAACAUCGAGUAUCUUCAGGAACUUAUCAUCCACGGUUGUCCAUGUCUCAUCUCUUUCCCAAAGACAGGUUUGCCAUCUACUCUGAGAACACUGGAAAUUAACUAUUGUGACGCUCUGUCGUCCCUACCUGAGUUGGUGAUGCUGAAUAAUCUCGAGAAAUUGAUGGUUUCGAGUUGUCCUUCGCUCACAUACUUGUGUUGCUCUGGAAAUGGGCUACCGCCCGCUCUCAAGGAUUUAUAUAUUAGUAGUUGUGGAAAUCUAGAAUGUAUUAUAGCAGAGGAGGGGAUGAAAAUCAAUUGUCCAAGUCUUGAAUCUGUUGUCAUAUGGGAUUGUGAGAGCCUCAAAUCCUUGCCAGAUGUGAUGCCAAAUAAUAAUGGUGGAUGUCUCAGUAAUCUCAGUAAAUUGCAUAUAACAGAAUGUGAUAAUGUGGAGUCCGUUCCAGAAGGAUGGUUCACCGCAACCAAAUUGAGAGUAUUGUGUGUCCGCAAUGGCAAGAAACUCAAGGGUCCACCAUACCAUGCCUACAACAACUUCACUUGUCUUCAAGACCUGAGAGUAAAUAGCUGCACUGCUGCGGCUACAGGACUCGUAUCCUACCUUCUGAAGGAAGAGAGUUCCUUCUCCUGCUCCCACUACUUCACCAACCUCACUUGCCUUAGCCUGUGGAAUGUCGACAUGGAGGGUAAGCCCCCGUCUGAGUGGGGUUUGCACAUAUUGUCCUCUCUCAGACAACUCUACCUCGUGCAUUAUGGUUGGGCGUCAUUUCCACCAGAAGAAGAUGAGGGGAUGAUGCUGUGGUUGCCUCCUUCUCUGAUCAAGUUGACCAUCGGGUUUUUUACAAAUUUGGAGAAGCUUUCUUGCAAGGAAUGUCACAACAUGUCCUCUCUCGAACAACUUGAUAUCUUGACGUGCCCCAAGCUCACGACCAUUACAGAGCUAGGGCAGCUUCCCUCGCUUUCGGAACUGUCAAUCUGGGAUUGCCCCAACCUUGCAUCAUUUUCGGCGGAGGAGCAACAAUUAAGGCUGCCUCCCUCGCUUUUGCAUUUUUGGAUCAAUGAAUGUCCGAUACUGAAACAAAGGUGCGAAAAAGGGAAAGGCAAAUUUUGGUCCCUCAUUGCUCACAUUCCUCAAGUCGAUAUUGACCACAGAUUUGUGUUUGACCCAAGCAGCUAACGGCUACCCAGUUAUGAGAAGCGGAAACUGCGUUAUGCAUCUUCAUAAGGUGCUUUUUUCUCUGAGUGAUACUUUGCAACAAGAGGAAGGGAGACGAAACUUGAUAGCAUGGAGAUGGGCUAGCUUAUUUUUGAAUUUCUUUUCUUGCGCAACAAUGUCGUAUGGCACACAAGAGUAGUGAAAUUUCUGCAAAAUGCUAGUGAUACUGCAAUUACUGAAGCUGAUGUUUUUGGAAUGGCCCUUGAUGUUGGGAGGGGUAUGGUUAAUGCCGGUGCAGUUUUAGGAUCUGAUUCUGAUGCAGUUACUGCCCUUGAUCCUGCUUUUGAAUGGAAGUUGGUUUUGGGCUGAUUCUGUUUCUGUCGUGAUAGUAUGAUGAUGCUACGGAUUCUGGGUCCUCUACUGGUUCUAAUUCUGUCUUGGGCUGUUUCUGUUUCUGAGUCCCUUGGUAGUUCUGUUUUGCUGUUUUCUGCUGGGAAUGGAGUGUCAUUUACUGAUGCUGCUCAAAAGUGCUGGUUAUGAUGCCUACUAAGAUGCUGGACUUUUCUUCAUUUUUAUCAAGGCCUUUGCUGUUGUUAUACUAGGGAUGGAGCUGCUGAUUUCCAUACGGUUUUGGGUAUAGUUCUUGAAGAUUGAAGGGUAGUUGUCUUGUUUGUUUUUAAGAACAUGAUGUAUCAUUAGUUUAUGUUGUUUCUUUUCUGUUUCGGUUGGCUCCUUGCCAACCUUGUGUACUCUCGGUGUGGUGGGUGACAUGUGAUUGUCCGAGUCAAUAAUGCCAACCUCAUUGGAUGACUGGUCUCUCGGUUGUGAUACUGUCGUGCCCGUCAUAUAUUAAUCUUUGUACUCCAUCUUCCAAAUAUUAUUGAAUUCCUUUCCUUUUGCUGAGCAAAAACAAA